AUGGAAAUCCGAAUCGACGAGACCCUCAAGCUGCUCCAAAACCUGAUUGAAUUGGACAUCCUGAUUGGAGAAGAGCUUUUGAUGAAGGUAGAGGAUGUGACCAAAUUACAGUACCUUCAGAAUAUAAUAUACGAGACUCUGCGAUUGCAUCCACCAGCGCCAAUGCUAUUGCCCAUUUCUCCUAUGAAGAUUGCUGGGAGGGAUCCGGAGUUGUGGGUUGAACCAACAAGCUUCAAGCCUGAUAUGUUUGAGAAUGGUCCGAGGAUUGAAGAGGAAGAAGUUGACAUGACCGAAGGACGGGGAACUCUGGUGCCCAAGGCCAUCCCAUUGGAGGCCAAAUGA
Molecule: messenger RNA, 342 nt
Organism: Sphenostylis stenocarpa
Lineage: Eukaryota; Viridiplantae; Streptophyta; Magnoliopsida; Fabales; Fabaceae
Source: the annotation of a GenBank genome assembly